AUUAAUUAAAAACAGAGAAUAGACAGAGAGGAAAGUAACCAGAGUUAAUAUUUAGAGAGCAGAGGAAGUCACUCCGUCCCAUAUUUGAAAGCUUCGGAGGGAAGCGAGCAGGAACGCUCUCACCUUCACAAAAAAGCAACCUUUUUUGUUCGUUUCUUGAUUGAUUGAUUGAUUGAUUUCUUGCUAUCAUGGAAGGCGUUGCAGCCGGCGGGAUCGCCGGAGAUAUAUCCGGAGGCGCGGAAGCGAAGCACUCCUCUACGUCUUCUACUCCCUCGCCAACCCCCUCGCCGCCGCUGCCGACGGCGGCAUUUUACCAUGCAGGAGCUCACGGGAUGGAGGCGGCGACUGAGGCGCCCGGCAUGGCCACGGGAAUGAUGGGCGGGGUGGUCGGCGCUGACCCCGGAGACCUUUUCCGGGGAAAGAAGAGAGGCAGGCCGAAGAAGUUCGGGCCCGACGGCAUGGCUCCGGCACUGACGUUACCCGCCUCCGCUUUCUCCUCGGACGGCAAACGGAGCAAAGGUCGGCCGCCGGGUUCCGGCAAGCACCAGCUCCUCGCCGCUCUCGGAGAGUGGUUUGCGUGCUCAGCAGGAGGAAAUUUUACACCCCAUGUAGUCACUAUUUCCGCCGGCGAGGAUGCUGCCGCAAGGAUACUUUCCUUCUCGCAAAAGGGACCAAGAUCCAUCUGCAUUCUCUCUGCCAACGGAGCCAUCUCCAAUGUCACCUUAAGGCAACCUGGUUCUUCCGGCGGCACCCUGACUUACGAGGUAAUUGAGCCCAAAACCUCUUUUAUCUUCCAUUUGAAUCUUAAUCUUGCUCGUGCACACGAACAGGGCCGGUUUGAGAUCCUGUCGCUCUCGGGAUCCUUCACGCUCACUGCGAACGGCGGCGGCGUCCGCAGUAGAACCGGCGGGAUUAGCGUCUCGCUCGCCGGCCCCGAUGGCCGUGUCAUCGGCGGAGGCGUCGCUGGGUCGCUGCUCGCAGCGAGUCCAAUUCAAGUGGUGGUCGGAAGCUUCACGCCCAACACUUUUUCCAAGGAUCAAAAGCCGAAACCCGCGCCGCUGCAAACUCCUCCAGCAAUGCCCGCGAGGCCGAUUUCGCAGGCCAGCCCCCAAGACGACUGCGAGAUGUCCACCUCGUCGGCGGCGUUGCCCGUCGAGCCCCCAUACGGAAGCACGGCGGACCCCAGUACUCCAGACCCUGCUCUUCGCGCCGCCAGUUGGCACGGCCUGCAGUCGUCGGAGCACGAUCCCUCGCCGGAUAUCAACGUACGUUUGCAUGGAGAGUACUGACUGACACAAAGUCUGAUGAUUCCGCUAGAAAAUGCAUUAGGUUAACGAUGGGAUCAUGUUUUACGAUAAGCAUCCAAUCGAGACGACAAUGUCGUUCGUGAUGAAAGGAAUUUACGACGGCGGAUGAUUUGGAGAAAAAGAAAAAGGAGAAGAGAAAGUAAUAACUUCAAUUCAAUUCACAGGCAGUUAGUCAUGUGUAUCUCUGUCUACUCACCUAUUUCUUGCAAAGAAUAUUAAUGCAGGCAGCAGCAGCUUUAUUAUCAA
This is a messenger RNA of Zingiber officinale, 1553 nucleotides long. Its product is annotated as AT-hook motif nuclear-localized protein 1-like. NCBI's taxonomy places the organism in Eukaryota, Viridiplantae, Streptophyta, Magnoliopsida, Zingiberales, Zingiberaceae. Bases 189 to 1289 code for a protein of 366 amino acids. Gene Ontology annotation, molecular function: minor groove of adenine-thymine-rich DNA binding. The record is from RefSeq and is a predicted model, not a curated record. The transcript is spliced from 4 exons.